Pararge aegeria (speckled wood butterfly) is the source of this 2878-nucleotide messenger RNA. RefSeq lists its product as uncharacterized. The transcript is spliced from 4 exons. Lineage: Eukaryota; Metazoa; Arthropoda; Insecta; Lepidoptera; Nymphalidae. The record is from RefSeq and is a predicted model, not a curated record. Bases 352 to 1605 code for a protein of 417 amino acids.
UCGCGGUAGCGUCGGCUCUCGUGGAAUGUUAUAAGGCGAACGAAUCAACUUGUGAAAAUAUUUUUUCUUGUGCGUUUACGUUAUUGAUAUCGUAGUUUUUGUUGCGUUUGAGUUUCAAUUGUUGCAUCGCUGCGAACCAGGAAGAAGGGAGUUUUAGAGGCAAAAUUACGAAAAACUUUGUCACACAAAAUUAUCAUGUUCAACGUGCUACCAAACUUACGCAUUGUAUAAAGUUUGGUAUUAUCGGCUGAAAACUUUAUUAUGUCGAUAUCGCUUGGAUUUAUGUGCCGGUUAUGAUAACAGAAGAACUUUACUAGGACGCUGUAGUAAAACAUAGGGAUACCAAAGAAGAUGUGUGCCAAAAUGUUAUUAUAUAAUUUUUCCUUGUUUUCCGCGAUCGUUACCUGGAUUGGAGUGCUCGCCGAGGAGGAAGUGUCAUCUCCUUUGAGAGUGGCCCAAUGUAGAGCAACCUGCUUACAAAAGUUUGCAGCACCUCGACCUGGCGGGGAGUCUUCGUGUUUGCAGGGCCCCGACUGUUUUAUGUGUUGGGAAAACUGUGAGCUUCUCCAAUCUAACUAUCAAAUAUGGGGUGCAGUGUGUGACGAAAAAGACAUUUGUUUUCCCGGCUGCAAAGUUGCUUGUGAAUUUCAUACAGAAGCGGCCCGAGCAUCUCAGACUCAACCGGUAAUCCACACCAAAGGCGAAGGGGUUAUGAGGGUCAGUGGAGCCCUGGCACGCUGGCCUCCUCCAGCAUCUCGCCCCGCGCCUUUAGUCUACGUCGUCAUGAGACGUGCAGCUGAAGGCCCUUGGCGACAGAUUAUACAAACCCAAGCUUUAGCUACAAGAGUUCCUUCUAACAACGAAGGUGCUUUACUCCGAGUACUAGUCGUCGACCCACAAGGUCUUAUCACCAUUUAUAGUCCAGACGAGACAUGGGUUGCACAUGAUACUAAUACAUCAAACCAUGACGAGCACAGGUGGAUUCUCAAAGAAAUAUCACUCAUCCAUCAGAAGGUAUUGGUAAUAGGCGAAAUUGCCUGGGAACCAAGGAUAACGCGCGGUGUGUACCUUGUGACUUGGGAAGUCGAUGGUGGUGGUCUAAAAGGAAAUCUGUUUACCGAUUCAACUAGAGUGACUUUGUCAUUAUGGCCCGAUACAAUAUACCAUAUUCAAGUAGAAUUAGUCUCAAGGACUCCAGGUGUAGAUAAUGAGAAAUCUGAAACUAUGACCAUAGACACAAGCCAUGCCCAACGAGUUUCAACUGAAAGCGUUCAGGAUGUUGAAGUAAGUGAAGGCGAUCGGCUCAUGUCGGUUCUGGUUAGUUCAAUGAGAGGCGAGCGUGUAUCAGAACGUGCUCCAGAUUCAGAAUUAGUAUUAGGUUGCCUAUCAGCUAUGGUUGCUUUUGGGUUAGCAGUACUUGCUGCUAUCGUAUGGAGGCGAAGACGACGAGGAACCUUUCCUGGGACUAACGUGUACGUUGGUUCUUCUUCUGUGUUAAAGCGAAAGUUGGUUGAAGACUUCGUCCCUGCACCACACUGUUUUCAACCUGUACUGACUCCAGGAACUCCUAGCAACGGGACAGCUUCCAGGGAUGUCGUUGUGUGACGUCAUAGUUUUGACAUGCUGUCAUUUGAAGACCGCGUUUUCAGUUCCUAAAAUUAUUGGACGAAGUUUUCGCAUAUAUACGAUCGCUUUGAGUGAAGUGUAGUGAACAAAUGGAUUUAAGAAUGUGAUACAGUUAUAUAAGUUGAGCCAGUGAAUGAAAUAUGGCGAAAGGUGUCUUUAAGAGCAAUUAUUAUAUUUCGUGAUUUUUGUUAUAUCUAUUAUGAACUCUCGAAGUCAUGGUAUAUAACCAUAUAAAGAAAUUACCUAUAUUAUAAUUUUCGGUACGUAGACUUAGGCAAAUUGUAAAUUGAAAAAGGUACUUAUAAGUGUAUUUAUGAUUCACAGUAAGAUUAACACCAGAAAACUUAGCAUUGUAAAUAUUAUGACGACAUGGUAAACCAUAAUUUUCUAAAUAUUCAUUGUUUUAAAUGUACUGUAAAUAUAAUAUUAUUAGUGUGAUAAGAUCGAUUUCUAUCAAUUUACGAUUAGGUAUUUUAUCCCUUUUAAGUAAUAAUUCCCAAUAAUUUAAUUUUCGUCACAAGAAUAUAAUCUAGAAGUGUUUCAUAGUAACCAGUCAUGACAACUUGUCACUUUUCUUUCAUUUCUACAGUUGGAAACACAUUCUAUAGACUUAUAAAUUAAUAAAAAUAUUUUUACAGCUAGUCCUUAUCAUUUUUAAUAGCUAUUAGAUACUUUAUAUUUUAAUCUAAAUGGCGAAUCUUACUUAUUCUAGAAACUUAGGAUUUCUUCAGCAAUAAAAAGUAUGUAUGUAUUUGUAAAUAUUUGAAGCAUUUAUUGUAAAAACUGACAGAGGCGUUAUAUUUUUCUUGGACGUAAACAUAAAUACAUAUUUCUAAAUGUUAUGAUAUGAAAUGGAUAAAUUGAAUGGUAUUUUUAUUCGAAAUCUACAUGGGUUCUGUUUUAAAUUAGGUGUUAGUCAAGCGAACAUUAAAUUACUACUUACUGUAAUUAUUGUUGAAUCAUGGUGUAGUCAAAUUUGUUUGGAGUUGAUGUUUAGCUUUAAACAAUGUAAUUAAAACUUUAGUUUCUCGUAGGGCAUAACAUAAAAAGGCCAAAAUGACUUUGUGCUCUUAACAAAUAUAUUUUGGUUUUUGAUGACCAAAUUUGAAAAUAGUAUAAGUUAAGUGCUUAGUUAAAUUUAUUUAUUUUUUGUGAUUAAUUUCGUACCUUCACUCGAAUUUGUAAAUAAAUAUUACUUGCUAUAUUGACGCAGCUAAACUUUAACAAGUAUGAAUAAAUAUGUCUGCCAAAU